AUGCGGUUAACAGGGGCUACGAGGGAGCUCCGAACCGGCCGCACGACCGUCGUUUCUAUCCUCCAGUCGCAGCGGCGCGCCUAUAAUCUCGCGGUAGUCGGAGGCGGUAUCACCGGCCUCACGUCCGCGUGGUUAGCAUCACACAACCCGAACUGCACCAGCGUCACAAUCCUCGAGAAAGAGUCACGAGUCGGCGGAUGGCUUCAGUCCGAGAAGAUUCCUGUCGAUGGCGGCCAUGUCCUGUUCGAGUAUGGCCCGCGCACCUUGCGAAGCUCGUUCCCGGGCUCAAUGCCUCUGCUCACCAUGAUGUGGGACCUGAAAAUAUUCGACCAGAUCAUUACGACUUCUAGAAAGAGCCCGGCCGCGAGGAAUCGUUUCAUCUACUACCCAGACCAUCUCGUCAAAAUACCUACCCUUGAUUUAUCCUCGCCCUCCACUAGUAUAAACAGUAUCAUGAAUACAUUUCGAACACUUCGCUCCGAGCCAGUUUUUCAAAAUGUCAUGUCGAGCUUUAUUCUUGAGCCUACCAAGCCGCCGCGACCCCAUUCCGAAUGGCAAAAAGACGAGUCUAUCGCAAGCUUCAUUGGCCGCCGAUUUCACCCAAGCAUGGCAGAAAACCUGGUGUCAGCCGUCAUGCAUGGCAUCUACGCGGGAGAUAUUGAUCAAUUAAGUGCCCAGACUAUUCUAGGCUCCCUUCGCAACAUGGACGAUGGUGGUAUCUUGAGAGGCAUGCUUGAUUGCGCCAUUGAGAAGAAGACGCCCCUACAAAUGGAUGACAUGAUUGCCUGGUACGCAGUUCGCGGUCGUGCGGAUGAAGCCUCGGAAAAGACUCGAUCUCACAUGCGAAAUGUGCUGAAAGAGAGCUCUACCUUUACUCUGAAGGGAGGAACACAGCAGCUUGUCGAAAGCCUAGAGACGGCCUUGAAUAAGUCAGACAAAGUCAAGAUCAUGACCGGCACCGAUAUCAAAUCCAUGACACAGCAGGCAGGCCGCGACUCAAUACAGAUCCGAACCGCGGAAUCCACCGAAUCAUUUGACCAUGUCAUUGCUGCGCUUCCAGCACCUGCCUUGGGGAAGAUUUUGGAGUCAAAAGCAAAUUUGCCCCAUCAAAAGGCCCCGCCAUAUGAUACUAUCCACAAACUUCGAUCGCACAACUACGCUACGACUAUCAUGGUGAUCAACCUGUAUUAUCCGAACCCCAAUCUUCUCCCUGUCGAAGGAUUUGGUUAUCUGAUUCCUCGCUCCAUUCCCGCCGAGCAAAACCCCGAGUGCGGCCUAGGCGUCAUCUUCGCCUCUGCGUCCAGUUCCGGCACGAAUGCUUUAUACAGAGACAGAGAAGAAUCACAAGAUACCGCCCCAGGAACUAAGCUGACCAUCAUGAUGGGCGGCCAUUACUGGGAUGGCUGGAAGGACAGCGACUAUCCAGACCACGAUUCAGCCGUGAACAUGGCUCGCGCCAUGCUGGAGAGACACCUGGGCAUCACCGAAGCUCCCACGGUGGCGCGAACCCGUCUGCAGAAAGAUGCCGUUCCCCAGUAUACCGUUGGUCACCUUGACCGGAUAUAUUCGUUGUCCAAGGCCGUCCGCGACGACUUUAAUCGCCGACUCGUUCUCGCUGGGAAUUGGUAUUCCGGCGUCGGCGUCGGCGAUUGUGUGAGGUCGGGGAUGCUGGCCUCAUUACUCGGUACUGGUCAUUGGCACCUGGGCGACCGGCCCGCGGGGGAUCGCACGUGGGAACCUUGGAGGGAUUAUGAUUAUAAAGAUUGGGAGUUCGAAGGCGGGAUUCCUACGGCGCCGAUUCGGAUUUUCGACUUCCGUGUUGGAGAUUCAAAUCGUUGA
Molecule: messenger RNA, 1839 nt
Organism: Penicillium maclennaniae
Lineage: Eukaryota; Fungi; Ascomycota; Eurotiomycetes; Eurotiales; Aspergillaceae
Gene: hem14
Product: oxygen-dependent protoporphyrinogen oxidase
Exons: 3
Coding region: 1-1839 (612 amino acids)
Biological process (GO): heme biosynthetic process
Cellular component (GO): mitochondrial inner membrane
Molecular function (GO): protoporphyrinogen oxidase activity, oxygen as acceptor
Source: RefSeq, a predicted model, not a curated record